Molecule: messenger RNA, 606 nt
Organism: Microthlaspi erraticum
Lineage: Eukaryota; Viridiplantae; Streptophyta; Magnoliopsida; Brassicales; Brassicaceae
Source: the annotation of a GenBank genome assembly
AUGUUCGCUUUGAGCUCGACGAUGGAGGACUGCAUGAACUACAUCACCGAAGACGUCAUCAGCGAGGUUCGUUACGAUCUCGUCGACAGUGGAAAACUCGAGGAGACUGUUCUUCGCGAGCUCCAAGCGACUUGGAAAAGGAAGAUGAAACAAGCCGGACUCAUAAGCUCCAUCGGAGAAUGCUCUUAUGCUCCGAUUCCGAUUCCCACACAUACGCCUCUUCAGACUCCCGAUCCAAACUCUCUAUACGGGAAUUUUGAAAUGAAUGGUCAGUCGAAUCCGUCGAUGGUUAUGGACCUUAUGGCUUCCCCAAAGAGAGAACAUGAAGGGUUUUUUAUUCCACAGCAAGAUGGAGCUAACGAUGGAGAUUUUAAAGCAGAGGCAAACACUUCUAAUGAUGAGGAUGAUGAGGAGACUUUGAACGAGAAUGAUGAUGAGGAAGAGCCUGUUGAAGAUGAUAAGGACAUUCCACAUUUGGUCAUGUGCCAAUUUGAUAGUGUGAAGCGUUCUAAGAACAAGUGGGAUUGCAAGUUUAAAUCGGGCGUUAUGAAAAUUAAUGACAAAAAUAUCAUUUUCUCUAAGGCCGAUGGAGUUUUCAACUUCUAA